AUGGGGCGCACAAAACGCCCGGACGGGUCGCAGACGCCGAGGGGUCACUCCUCCAGCACCUCGGCUGGCCCCAUGGACGGAUUUCUGGCACCCGCGACGACCACGCUGCAGGAGGCCGCAGGCUCCAACAUGGCCGACUCACCGGCCCGCUCCAGGGCGACGGAGGGAGGCGAAACAACGCUGGCGGACAUAAGUGCUGAUCUGAAGGCACUUGCCACGAAUAUGGUCACCAAGGAAGACCUCCGCAGCCUCUCUGACACCCUCCAUGCCGCCAUCCGCACAGAGGUAACCGCGCUGCGGUCAGAAAUGACAGCGCAUGCUUGCAGGCUACAGCACUUAGAAUCUGCCACACAGUCCCACACAGCCCAAGCUGAAGCCUCUACCCUAGCUAUCUCCAGACAGGGGAACAUGCUGCUGGCCCUCAGACGCCACGCGGAGGAUCUAGAUAACAGAGGCCGCAGGUCCAAUAUUAGGGUACGCGGCCUGCCAGAGCCAGAUGGCGAGGAAGACGUGGAGGCGCGCAUUCUUCAGAGGUUUACUGGGCGCUGA
This is a messenger RNA of Pelobates cultripes (western spadefoot toad), 549 nucleotides long. NCBI's taxonomy places the organism in Eukaryota, Metazoa, Chordata, Amphibia, Anura, Pelobatidae. The record is from the annotation of a GenBank genome assembly.